Cololabis saira (Pacific saury) is the source of this 1945-nucleotide messenger RNA. RefSeq names its product caspase 10, apoptosis-related cysteine peptidase (gene casp10). NCBI's taxonomy places the organism in Eukaryota, Metazoa, Chordata, Actinopteri, Beloniformes, Belonidae. Bases 163 to 1794 code for a protein of 543 amino acids. Gene Ontology annotation, biological process: proteolysis; negative regulation of extrinsic apoptotic signaling pathway via death domain receptors. Gene Ontology annotation, molecular function: cysteine-type endopeptidase activity; protein binding. The transcript has 12 exons. The record is from RefSeq and is a predicted model, not a curated record.
UUUUUCCUGUUUUGACUUCUGUUCCCGGAAUUCUGGGUCAAGUUUGCAUCUGGGAUUUAAAAGACAGAUAUCUAUUACCUGCGUCGCCUCCGGAGCUCCUGCAGCAUGUUGAAGUGAACAACAGACCGUCUGAUGUCCUGAAAAACCACCUCAAAGCAGGGAAUGGAUUUCCAAAAGCUGCUGUUGAGGGUUAGUAAUGCCCUGGGUUCAGAGGAGGUGAGGGCUUUAGCAUUUCUGUGCACUGACCUCCUGAACCGGAACAUGAACUCGGUGGAUUCGGCCAGUGACCUCUUCCGUCUCCUGAUGAACCAAGACCACCUGUCACCGGAGCAGCCGGAGCUGCUGACUGACCUUCUCCUCACCAUCCAGCGUCAGCGUUUGUUACGUGAUGUUGGCCUCAGUGACUGCGAAUGUGCAACAAGCCUUAUCUCCCCCUACAGGAAGCUGCUUUACAGCCUGUCUGAGGAGAUUACUGCUGACGAGCUGAAUUCUAUGAAGUUCCUAUUACUUAAAAAACUUCAUCGUAGAAAACUGGAAGAAAAGUGUACACUGGAAGUCUUCGUGGAGAUGGAGAACAAGGAGCUCAUAUCCGAAACUAAUCUGGAAGAGCUCGAGGGCAUAUUCAGAUCGGUGUGUCCGGUGCUCAAUGACAAAAUCAAGAAGUUUCAAGCACUGCCGGUUCAAGAAACGAGUCGACCAAGAUCUGUCAGCUGUCCUUCAGAAUCAAACCAGGCCUCAAGAGUGGCUGGCUUGUCAGGUCUGCCGGAAUUGCCCUUGUCUUCCAUAAACUCUUCCAACACCUCCAUUGAUGUCACUUGUUUUGAAGAAAGGCGUGAGGACUCUGUAUUUCACCAGAAACUGGCUGCUUUAGGCACUGAAACAAAUAUAAUUAAAAGCUCCUUUCAAAUAUAUUGUCACCGUAAUAUUGAAUUUAAACAUCUGAUUAACGUUCUCAUUUUCCAUGUAGACAUCCAAAAAGAGACGGUUACUAUUAAUAACAGAGCCCAAGAAAACAAUGUCUCCCCAGGGAAAGCAGAGGGUGUGGGUACAUAUACGAUGACUGCAGCGAAGAGAGGUACCUGUGUAAUACUGAACAACUACAAUUUCACAACUCUGGGAAAGCGUAACGGAACUGAAAUUGAUGAAAAAUCUCUGAAGAAUGUGUUUGAGUGGCUGGACUUUGAGGUGCAGAUACACAGGGAUUGCAAAAGGGACGAGAUGAUAUCUGUGAUCUCGGAGCUCAGCAAAAAAGACCACAGUCAGGCGGACUGUGUGGUCUGCUGCGUUCUCAGCCACGGCGUAGACAGGGGGGUGAAAGGCGUAGACGGCGGCAUCGUGACACUUAAGGAGCUGACCUCCCCCUUAGAUGGACUGAAUUGCCGCUCUUUAGUAAAUAAACCCAAGCUGUUCUUCAUCCAGGCCUGCCAGGGCAACCUCGAGCAGAGAUCUGUAGAGAGUGACAGCCAUGAAGGGAGUCAGAUUAGCAGUGAUGCUAAGAAAAUGAAGUCCAUCCCGGCCGAAGCUGAUUUCCUCCUGGGAAUGGCCACCGUUCCUUUUCACGUCUCCUUCAGAGAUGGGAAGACGGGAAGCUGGUACAUACAGUCGUUGUGCCAAAACCUUGUCAAAAUGGUUCCCAGGAGUGAAGACCUCUUAUCCAUCCUGACAAAAGUGAAUGCCGAUGUUAGCGAGAAGUAUUAUAACAUGAAAAAGCAGAUGCCUCAACCAGCCUACUCACUCAGGAAGAAAGUGAUCUUUCCAGUUCCCAAAGCGCCUCCUCCAAGUCUGUCCAACUGAAUGCUGCUGUCCAUCUGAAGAUCUCUAGUGAGCGACGAUUGCCGACACUAGUGUUGUGAGCGAACAUUCCCUGUUGACAUUUUUAGAUUGUUUAAUGCACUUUUUUCAAGAUUUCAUGAGUUUUUAAAACACCACCAUGGCCAGACUAAAA